UUCAUUCUUUCUAUUUCAGAUUAGGGUAGAUGGACCUACCUAUGGGGCUUUGCAGUACGAAACCAUCCAGGUGGUCGACAACGGGCCGAUCCUGCGAGACAUGGCGUUUUCUUCAGAUCAGCACUUUUUGUAUGUGAUGUCAGAGUCGCAGCUGACCCGUGUCCCAGUGGAGGCCUGCGAGCAGUAUUCGUCCUGUAAAGAGUGUCUGGGAUCUGGAGAUCCCCACUGCGGCUGGUGUGUGCUUCACAGCAUGUGCACCAGAAAGGAGAAGUGCGAGCGGUCAUCCGAGCCUCGUCGUUUUGCUUCAGACAUAAAGCAGUGUGUGAGACUCAGCGUUCACCCCAACAACAUCUCCGUGUCUCAAUACAGUGUCAUGCUAGUGCUGGAGGCACAUAACGUGCCAGAACUUUCUGCAGGGGUCAACUGCACCUUUGAGGACCUGGCGGAGAUGGACGGUCUGGUCGAGGGGAACCGCAUUACCUGCAGCUCACCUGCGGAGAAGGAAGUCCCGCGCAUCGUCGUAGACCAAGGUGACCAUCAGAUUGUCCAGCUCUACCUCAAAUCAAAGGAGACGGGACUAGCUUUCGCCAACACUAGCUUUGUCUUCUACAACUGCAGCGUUCACAAGUCGUGUCUGUCCUGUGUUGGAAGCCCAUACCAGUGCCACUGGUGCAAAUAUCGUCACACGUGCACCCAUGAUCCGAGCAGCUGCUCUUUCCAGGAGGGUCGUGUCAAGCAGCCAGAGGAAUGUCCUCAGCUGCUUCCAGCAGAUCGUAUCUUGGUUCCCGUGAACGUAGUGAAACCCAUCACCCUUCGGGCCAAGAACCUACCCCAGCCACAGUCAGGCCAACGUGGGUACGAGUGUGUGCUCACCAUACAGGGUGUGGAGCAGAGAGUUCCCGCCCUUCGCUUCAACAGCUCCAGUGUGCAGUGCCAGAACACAUCGUACUCGUAUGAUGGGAUGGAGAUGAGUAGCCUCCCUGUGGAUCUGAUGGUCAUCUGGAACGGAGACUUCAGCAUUGACAACCCGGCCCAAAACAAAGUGCACCUGUACAAGUGUGACGCCCGACGGGAAAGCUGUGGACUGUGUCUGAAGGCGGACCCUCUGUUUGGCUGUGUGUGGUGUAAGGGAGAGAACCGUUGUUCUCUGAAACAGCACUGUCCUCACCCGCAGAGCAUGUGGCUCGAGCACAAUGGCAUCAAUAGCAAGUGCACGCACCCCAAAAUCACAAAGAUCACCCCGCUUCGAGGGCCGCGUGAAGGAGGAACGCUGGUGACUAUUCGUGGCGAGAACCUGGGGUUGGAGUUCAGUGAGAUUAAGGACCAUGUGAAGGUUGCAGAUGUGGAAUGUACACCGGUACCCGAGGGAUAUAUCCCAGCAGAACAGAUUGUGUGCGAAAUGGGAAAAGCAGAACGAAGCCAGUUUGCUGGAAAUGUCCAAGUGUGCGUUGGAGAGUGUCGCCCCGAGUUCAUGGCCAAGUCAUCUAAGUACUACUACUUUGUGAUACCCAGACUGUUGAGUUUAAAGCCGAAUCGAGGGCCGGUAUCUGGGGGCACCAUAGUCAACAUCACCGGCAGCAACCUGGACGCGGGCAGCAAUGUGUCAAUCAUGUUCAAAGACCAGAAGUGCACCUACCAAAGGAGAGGAGGACAGUGGAUAACGUGUCGUUCUCAUGCCUCCAUGCAAGGCUACGGAAAUGUGUCAGUAUCUGUCUUUGUGGAUAAAGCCCAUAUUCACAAAGAUCUCAAGUUUGAGUAUGUGGAGGACCCCACCAUCACCAAACUUGAACCUGAGUGGAGCAUUUUCAGUGGCAACACACCAUUGACUGUGACUGGAACAAACCUGGACAUCAUCCAGACUCCUCUCAUCAGAGCCAAGUAUAAGAACUUGGAGACGGUCAACAUAUGCCAGGUUUUGAGUCCCACCACUAUGCAGUGCAUGGCCCCAGAGCUUCCCUACAGUCUAAGCAGGCAGAAGGAAGUGCCAGAGAGACCUGAUGAGUUCGGCUUCAUCCUGGACAACGUUCAGUCUGUGCUGUCCCUCAACAACACCAACUUCAUCUACUAUCCAAAUCCAGUGUUUGAACCGCUCAGUGUGUCUGGGGUCCAGGAGCUCAAGCCAGGGUCUCCCAUCAUACUCAAGGGUAGAAACUUCCUCCCUCCAGCCCCGGGUGGCAAUGGGAAGCUGAACUACACUGUUCUGAUUGGAGACAAACCUUGCACAUUAACUGUAUCAGAUACUCAACUGCUCUGCGAAUCGCCCAAUCUGACUGGACGCCACAAGGUUCUGGCUCGCGUAGGUGGCAUCGAGUUUUCUCCAGGUGUGGUCCACAUCACCUCAGACAGCCCUCUCAGCAGCACCGCCGUCAUUAGCAUUGCUGGGGCAGGAGGCCUUCUCAUCUUCUUCAUCGUCAUUGUCCUCAUUGCCUACAAGCGUAAAUCUCGUGAGAGCGACCUCACUCUCAAACGCCUGCAGAUGCAAAUGGACAACCUGGAGUCCAGAGUAGCCUUGGAGUGUAAGGAGGCAUUUGCAGAGCUACAAACAGACAUUCAUGAGUUGACCAGUGAUCUGGACGGAGCUGGUAUUCCAUUCCUGGACUACCGCACGUACACAAUGCGAGUCCUGUUCCCUGGCAUCGAGGAGCACCCUGUACUUAGAGACCUGGAGGUGCCAGGUUACAGACAGGAACAGGUGGAGAAGGGCCUAAAACUAUUUGGACAGCUUAUUAACAACAAGGUUUUCCUGCUGUCCUUCAUCCGAACCCUAGAGUCUCAGAGAGGCUUCUCCAUGCGAGACCGCGGCAAUGUCGCCUCCUUAAUCAUGACCGUUUUGCAAAGCAAACUGGAGUAUGCGACGGACGUGCUCAAACACCUGCUGUCUGACCUCAUUGACAAGAACCUGGAAAGCAAGAACCAUCCCAAACUCUUACUCAGAAGAACGGAGUCUGUGGCUGAGAAAAUGCUCACAAAUUGGUUCACUUUUCUGCUAUACAAAUUCCUCAAGGAGUGUGCCGGGGAGCCCCUCUUCUCUCUUUUCUGUGCCAUAAAGCAACAAAUGGAAAAAGGCCCCAUCGACUCCAUCACCGGAGAAGCCCGCUACUCACUCAGUGAAGACAAGCUCAUCAGACAGCAAAUUGAUUACAAGACUCUGGUGGUAAACUGCAUGCAUCCAGACAACGAGAAGAGCCCUGAGGUUCAGGUGAAAGUGCUGAACUGUGACACCAUCAGCCAGGUCAAGGAGAAGAUCUUGGACGCCAUCUACAAGAACGUCCCGUACUCGCAUCGACCAAAAGCCUCUGACAUGGACCUAGAGUGGCGUCAAGGGAGAGUAGUACGAGUCAUCCUUCAGGAUGAGGAUGUUACGACAAAGAUUGAGGGUGACUGGAAACGACUCAACAUGCUGUCUCACUACCAGGUGCCUGAUAAUGCUGUGGUAGCUCUUGUACCAAAGCAGGUCACCGCAUACAACUCUGUGAACAACUCUACUGUCUCCAGAACCUCUGCUAGCAAAUAUGAAAACAUGAUCAAGUACACAGGCAGUCCAGACAGCCUGCGUUCCCGCACACCGAUGAUCACACCUGACCUGGAGAGCGGCGUCAAGGUGUGGCAUCUGGUGAAGAACCACGAGCAUGGAGACCAGAAGGAAGGAGACCGUGGCAGCAAGAUGGUCUCGGAGAUCUACUUGACCAGGCUGUUGGCCACCAAGGGCACUCUACAGAAGUUUGUGGAUGACCUGUUUGAGACCAUCUUCAGCACAGCACAUAGAGGAAGUGCCCUUCCUCUCGCUAUCAAGUACAUGUUUGACUUCCUGGAUGAGCAGGCCGACAAGCACAACAUUCACGACCCGCACGUCAGACACACAUGGAAGAGCAACUGUCUACCUCUCCGGUUCUGGGUGAAUGUGAUCAAGAACCCACAGUUUGUGUUCGACAUCCAUAAGAGCAGCAUCACGGACGCCUGUCUGUCUGUGGUGGCGCAAACCUUCAUGGAUUCGUGCUCGACGUCAGAGCACCGCCUGGGUAAAGACUCCCCCUCUAACAAGCUGCUGUAUGCCAAGGACAUUCCCAGCUACAAGAGCUGGGUGGAGAGAUAUUACUCCGACAUUAGUAAGAUGCCUGCGAUCAGUGAUCAGGAUAUGAACGCAUAUCUGGCAGAACAGUCCCGUAUGCACAUGAGCGAGUUCAACACCAUGAGCUCCCUCAGCGAGAUCUACUCUUAUGUGGGCAAAUAUACAGAAGAGAUUGUGUCUGCGCUGGAGCAAGAUGACGGUGCCAGGAAACAGAGACUGGCCCAUAAGCUGGAGCAGGUGGUCGCCUUCAUGAGCCUGGAGAGCUGAGGACCACAUUUCCCAGAGUGCACUGGGAGAUCCAUCAGAAACCGAGCCGUGCCUGAGUGAAGACCUGUCCAUCUAUCUCAUCUCUUCUGUUUGCAAUCUUCCCACAAAAACAAGCGUUUGCAUCAUUUUAGCUCUGCUUCCUAGAAGAGUAGAGAUGGGAACUGGAGGGUGGGCGGAGGAGCCAAGGACUACAUUACCCAUGAUGCAGUAGAGUGGGCGGCCAUCCGGCUCUGCUGUGUAGAGAAGGGGUGGCUGCCUACGAGUUCCACGUCACUGCAUCCUCCAUCCUUCUCCCUGACUGGAAAAGAACUAAAAAAAAAACAUUUCUGUUGCCUUCAAAGUUUAGCUGAUAAGCAGAAACCACGAUGUUUGGUGUCAAUUUGUUCUGACUUUUAUGACUAGGGUAGUGUACAACACUAAUAUAGAGUCCAGUUCAUUGUAGUACCUUUAUUAAACACUGAAACGCAAGACGAAAAAAAUGGUACUGCAUGCAUCUGAAGAAUGCAGUCCAUUCGGGCCAUUUCAAAAGACACCUCGAGGACACUGGAUUUAUGGGACACGCAAGAACAUUUAUACGCUUUGAUGAGAGAACAAUCAAGCCUUGAGAAUCCCGACUGCUUAUUCUCACUUUGAAGCAACGGGACGCAGCAAGUUAGUGCUUCAAUUCUUUUGUCUCUUCCGGGACCUUACUUGACAGUGAAACUGAAAGACAAGAUCUAUUGUCACUUUACCCCCGGCCUUCAUUUCGGCAUUUAUCCGGCUUGUGCACAUCUGAAUUUAUCCUCUCUUGUCUAGCGGAGGAGAUGCCAAGGUUCGAUCCCCUUAGAAGCAAGCACACACGCACACCUCUUCCAGAGAGCGACGCCUUCUCUCUGUACUCCGGCGAGGUUGCCAGGACCUACGCUGUGCUGCAAGAGGACGAAGUAAUCUUAACAACGAAAAAAAAAGCACAUUUGAUAGGUGUCUCAGUUCACACAUCCAGUAGGGGGACUUUAAUUACGAUUAAAGGGGGGGAAAUGGCGUGAAGUUGAACAGCCUGCGCUGUUCACUGCCACAGGGUCCCACCCGAAACGAACACUCUGGAAGCCUCUAGAAAAACCCACACGUGGACAAAGUUGGUCAGCAGAAAACCAAAGGAGCCCACCCAAUUUAAAAAAAGAGCAAAGCGAAUACAUUACCCCUGAGAAAGCGAACAUGCAGACUUGUGGAACGAAGCUACCGCUU
Messenger RNA from Labeo rohita (rohu), 5560 nucleotides. Its product is annotated as plexin-A4. The transcript has 29 exons. Bases 101 to 4336 code for a protein of 1411 amino acids. The record is from RefSeq and is a predicted model, not a curated record. Gene Ontology annotation, molecular function: protein binding; semaphorin receptor activity. Gene Ontology annotation, cellular component: semaphorin receptor complex. NCBI's taxonomy places the organism in Eukaryota, Metazoa, Chordata, Actinopteri, Cypriniformes, Cyprinidae. Gene Ontology annotation, biological process: positive regulation of axonogenesis; regulation of cell migration; semaphorin-plexin signaling pathway involved in axon guidance.